CAGUCAUGUAUAAUGCAUAGCGCUAGUGUAUCAUCCUUUGCUGACGCUAUCUCUCAUGUUUGGUUAGGGAAAUAAAAUCAAGGAUGCUCUCAAGUCCAUAAGUCCAGUGUUUUCUUUCGUUCUGAUCCUGUGCAACCGAUGUCUUACAUGGCAGCGUGGCUCGUAUUCCUUGUCCCUACAUGAGGUCUACUCAGGGUAUCGUGUACGAACUGCUGGGCACGCGCGGAACUAUUUUCUAACUAUAUUUCGGAGGGCCGCACUAGGAAAAAGAUUGUUUGAUUCAGGCGGUUGAGUUCAAGUUCGUAAUCGUAGCAAAUCACGGUACAACCAGCCCUGACGAUAUCGCCGAAGUAGACGCCUUUCGUUUCCCUGUGGGACGAUGUGCGAAUAAAUGAAGGCUGUGACGCUGGGCACGCUGAUUCAAGCCACCAAGGUCCCUGGAGUAACACGCUUAGCUGACGGUUGCAGACCACGUGGUGGUGCCGUUUUGGCCCCGUUUAUUCCUAGCUUUGACGCUGCCAGUGAUCCAAUCGAUGGCAACGAACGGUAGUGGACAGGAUCAGUCAGACGGUGUUGCUAUGUCGCGAGCUGUUGUGGCGGGAAUGCAGCCAGAUAGUCCUAGGACUAGUAAGAGCUCCUGUUUUCACACUGCAAGCGGUCCCAUUCCUUACCAGUCACCCAUAGUUCUAGUCGACCAACUCGGCACUUGCAGGGUGUUGGCCUAUGGUGAUUCGCAAGGCAAGGAGCCGUGCAGUGUACACGCCGUCGCAGCUUAUGAUCAAACGCCUCACCUGCCUCAGUUCAAGGUCUUCUGCGAGCGCCGGGGACCGACUUCAUUCCUCGCGAUCCGCAAGAUGCCGCCACAACAUGGUACCAGUGUAGAUGGUGAUGGCGAAGGACCGAAGACGACUGACGAUUUCUACUGGCUUCAGCUUGCCAGUGACGAGAUGCGUAAGUUGAAUUUGGAGUUCUCCACGGAGGACCCUUCGAAAAUCUUUGAGGACGCUGGCGAGGCUAGGAGGGUUUGGAUACCCUAUUCACAAGCUAUCGAAGAUGAAGCUGUUCGUCGGAUGGCGGACAAGGAUACUGAGAUCGAGAAGCUGCAUUCAUACAAGAAAAAGUACUAUAACGACCAGGUAUGUUAUUGUACUCUCGAGUCCAAGGCCACCAAUGAGAAGGUGAUUGUCGACCUGAAGACUGGUGGCUUGCUGAUCGAGGCAAACGGCACCACGCUUCCAGCCAUCUUCUGCAUACGGAUCUCUUCAUGAGGACAAUUAUAUACCCGUAAUUUGCUAUCUACAAUCGUUCUUGUAGAGGGGGUGUGCGUUUUGAGGUUGACCAACAAGUACUUAUGAUGUUCAUCGUCUGAACAAAUAUGGUUUUGGACGUUGGGAAACAUAACUGCUACGAUUGACAGUUGAGCCUGUAUAAUGUACAAAGCGUUUUAUGUUCUUGGCAGUGAUUUCUGGUAAACUUUUGACGCUUAGGGCGGUAUUGAAUUAUUAUAAAUCUCCCUCUUUCUUUUAAACCUAAAUCCACAACCAUUGCCAUGUAGUGUGGGUGCCAAGAGUACCGCAAUCAUAUUUCUCAAAGUAAUUUCUUUCUUCCUGUUCAUUGAUAGUGGCAUACAUCGAAAUGUUGAACUUGAUGUCAAACGUAUUUUUAUCAUUUUUGUUGAAAAGCUACCUCCUUUGUUGCGACGAUCUUUUGUAUUCUUAACGCUGACCUCUCGUUUUUGAAAUCUUCCCAUAUGUA
Molecule: messenger RNA, 1755 nt
Organism: Sycon ciliatum
Lineage: Eukaryota; Metazoa; Porifera; Calcarea; Leucosolenida; Sycettidae
Exons: 2
Coding region: 534-1268 (244 amino acids)
Source: RefSeq, a predicted model, not a curated record